CCAAUAGCUUUUUGUAGUUUCCCUCCUUUUACUCUUCUGUUGAGGAAAAAAGGAGGGAUUUUCACCCUGUAACCACACUUUCAAAGUGAGGUCUCAGAGAAUCUGUAUUUGUAUGGAAGAAUUGUAACGGCCAGAGACGCUGGGCAAAGCUUUGAACCAUGGAACAAUUUGAUUGUGUCGUCAUCGGAGCAGGAUGGUACGGCCUGGGCGCCGCCAAGCAGUAUCACUGCAUCAAUCCAAACGAGUCCCUCGUCGUCUUCGAGUCCGAAGGUGAUCUGGGAGGCACCUGGGCGUCGCACCGCAUCUACCCAGGCGUCAAAAGCAACAACCUCUUGGGCACCUACGAGUUCCCGGACUUCCCCAUGGACCCCGACACCUUCGAUAUCAAGCCCGGCCAGCACCUGCCCGGCCACACGAUCAACAAGUACCUCAAGGCCUACGCGGCCGAGUUCGGCAUCUCCAACCUUAUCCGGCUGAACACCAAGGUCACGGUCGCUGAGCACCAGGAGGAGACGGCCGAAGGCGGGUGGGUUCUGACGGUGGUGUCCGGGGACCCGGCGAAGGAGACCAAGGUGUUCGCGCGCCGGCUCAUUGUCGCGACCGGUCUUACCUCCGAGGCGUUCCUCCCGCACUUUGAGGGACAGGAGACGUUCGGCGGGAGGAUCUUCCACGGGAAGCACUUUUUGCAGAACAAGGACACGAUCGAGCCGGGGAAGACGGUGGCGGUGUUUGGAGGCACCAAGUUCGCCUUCGAUGCCGUCUAUGCCUACGCGAGCGCUGGCGUCAAGGUGAAUUGGGUGAUCCGAGCAUCCGGUCAUGGACCGUGUUGGAUCUCACCAUCAUACGUUACACCACUCAGGAAGUGGAUUGAGCAACUCGCCAACAUCCGCUUUCUCACAUGGUUCAGUCCAUGCAUAUGGAGCCAGGCCGGCGGAUAUACGGGCGUUCGCCGCUUUCUCCAUGGCUCGGCUAUCGGUCGCUUCAUCGUGGAUUCAUUCUGGUCCAUCCUAGGCGGCGACGUCUUGUCCCUGAACAACCUGGACGCGCACCCGAAGACGGCGAAGCUCAAACCCUGGCUCAACGCCAUGUUCGUUGGGGCCAGUUUCAGCAUCCUAAACUACGAGACCGAUUUCUGGGAGCUCGUCAAGGGCGACAACGUAGACGUGUACAUCGCCGACCUCGACCACCUGAGCCCGGGCAAAGUGCACCUCACCGACGGCACGGCGCUCGACUCGGACGCGCUCCUGGCGCACACGGGCUGGAAGCACGUCCCGCCCAUCAAGUUCCUCCCCGAGGGCAUCGAAAAGGAGCUCGGCCUCCCCCACACGCCCGCCGCCUCGUCCGCCGCGCCCGCCUCGGACCUCGCGAACCAGCAGGCCCUGGUCGACAGGGCGGACGAGGACAUCACGCGGCAGUUCCCGCGGCUCAAGCACCAGCCCGUCUGGAACAAGAACUACGUGCCCAUGACGGACCAGAAGGGCAUCAGCGCGGCGCCGGACGAGGAGGUGACCCCUUACAAGCCCCUCACGGCGUGGAUGCUGUACCACUUCGUUGUCCCGGCGUCGGAGCGGCUCCUGAGGACGCGCGACAUCGCCUUCGUCGGCAUGGUGAGCAACUUUAGCAACAUCAUCACGGCGCACCUGCAGGGCCUGUGGAUCAGCGCGUACUUUUCGGGCCGUCUCGCGCGGGACCCCGCGGCAGCGGUGGGGGAUGAUGCGGCGAUGGCGAAGUUGCGGUACGAGGCGGUGUUGCAUAAUCGGUUCGGCAAGUGGCGGUAUCCCGUCGACUGGGGCGAGAAGACGCCUACCUUCAUCUUCGACGCGGUUCCGUUUCUCGAUCUCCUUCUGAGCGAUCUUGGGCUGUCGAUGCACCGGAAGGGCGGGUCGUGGUCAGAGAUUUGGAGCCCAUAUGGUCCUCGGGACUAUAAGGACGUGAAUGACGAGUGGGAGCUCAAGUAUGGAGGAGGAAAGCAGGUUUGACUGGCCAUGGUUCCCCGGCUCUCCACAGUGAUGGUAAAACGGGACAUCAGGGAGAUACAUGCUCUGGUUCUGGUCCGAGGAUGUCUGGCGGCAUCUCGGAAGGGGGUCUUGAGAGAAGCCGACGCGAAGUGCAUGGUCGAAUGAUAAGAUCCAGAGAACCCACGCAGGACGCAGGAGGAACCAGCCCCCGAAUCUGCUUGCAAAAAUCGACGCUAUUCCCACUUGAUGCUCCGCAUCCGCUGCCAUCUCCGCUUGCUUGCUCCACUGUGCUCCGUGGCCUGUCAAGGCACUUGGUUCCUUUGAUCCCCGCUCUUUGGGGUUUCGGAGCCGAAAGUACGGAGUACCUGUAGUGUAGUUCACGAAAUUUGACUGGGCCCGAGGUUCAGUCCCUGUAGAAAUUCAAUGAG
Sodiomyces alkalinus F11 is the source of this 2386-nucleotide messenger RNA. RefSeq names its product FAD/NAD(P)-binding domain-containing protein. NCBI's taxonomy places the organism in Eukaryota, Fungi, Ascomycota, Sordariomycetes, Glomerellales, Plectosphaerellaceae. The coding region runs from base 159 to 1979 and encodes 606 amino acids. Gene Ontology annotation, molecular function: N,N-dimethylaniline monooxygenase activity; NADP binding; flavin adenine dinucleotide binding. The transcript has 4 exons. The record is from RefSeq and is a predicted model, not a curated record.